Cryptotermes secundus is the source of this 1457-nucleotide messenger RNA. RefSeq names its product protein trapped in endoderm-1 (gene Tre1). The transcript is spliced from 6 exons. Lineage: Eukaryota; Metazoa; Arthropoda; Insecta; Blattodea; Kalotermitidae. The coding region runs from base 170 to 1276 and encodes 368 amino acids. Gene Ontology annotation, biological process: G protein-coupled receptor signaling pathway. The record is from RefSeq and is a predicted model, not a curated record. Gene Ontology annotation, molecular function: G protein-coupled receptor activity. Gene Ontology annotation, cellular component: membrane.
GUUGAAUUAAAAGAAAAGAACCUGGCAGGCUGUCCAGCCAGUUGCCUGGAACGCGCUCUCGGGAGUGGUUGGUAUCUGUUUAGCGGCCGCUGUGUUCAUCAUGUGGUGACGCGUUGUCCCAGCUUUUAGCAAGAUAUUGGACAAAUGUUGUCUGAACUGAUCGUGAAGUAUGACAGACAACUACACAGUAGCCGACAGUGUUGAGAUCUACUACCCUCGAGGGGCGACAGUCUUCGCCUCCGUCUGUGCCGUGCUUUUCAGCAUCGUCGGUGUAAUAGGGAACCUCAUAACAGCAAUAGCACUGCUCUGUUGUUCCAAAUUGCGGCACCAUGCAACUACUGCCUUCAUAAUCAGCCUCUGUGUGUCUGAUCUGCUGUUCUGCAGCAUCAAUUUGCCUCUCACGGCUUCACGAUACAUCAAUCAAGCCUGGGUGCUGGGUUCCACACUUUGCAAGUUGUUUCCAUUCUUCUUUUAUGGCAAUGUCGCUGUGUCCCUUCUUAGUAUGGUGGCCAUCACAAUUAACAGAUACAUUCUCAUUUCAUGCCACAGUCUGUAUGAUAAACUGUACACUCCACGCAACAUCUGCCUUAUGUUGGUGUUUGCCUGGUCAUUCAGUUUUUCCAUGAUGAUACCCCCAUUACUGGAAGUAUGGGGUCAUCUUGGAUUGGAUCCUCCAACAUUCUCUUGCACAAUCCUAAAAAAAGAUGGGAAAUCACCAAAGAAGAUGUUGUUUGUCCUGGGAUUUAUACUGCCAUGUGUUGUCAUCAUUUUGUCUUAUACAUGCAUUUACUGGAAAGUUCGCCAGAGCCAAAGAAACCUCCAAUCUCACAAUGCAGUGAGACCCAAGCCAAACAGUGUGGGGCCCCAAUUCCUGCAGAGACGUGAGGACAUUCGACUGACACGUCUCAUGCUUACAAUCUUUUGCUGCUUUCUUCUCUGUUUCCUACCACUGAUGCUUGUCAAUGUUGCAGAUGAUGAGAUCCAUUACCCAACAAUUCACGUGAUGGCAUCAGUCUUGGCCUGGGCAUCUAGUGUGGUGAAUCCAUUCAUUUAUGCAGGCAGUAACCGCCAGUACAGAGCUGCCUACCAUAAACUUCUGUGUUGUGUGGGCUCACCAGGACAUGGAGAUACAGAUUAUCAAACAGGAGCUCCAGCUGAAGGAGGCGGCCUUACCCAUUCUCACUCAGGCUCAGGAAAAACUUUCAUUACAGAUAUGUUCCAAUAUAAUGCAGCCACAGACAAUGUCCAUACAGUGAGGGCUAAUGGCAAUGAGUGAAAUAACAACAGAACAAUCUGUACUGUAAAUGGUGUUAUAGUCUCAUUGGUCACUAAACGAUUGCCAAUUUGGUUUCUCUGGGGAAUAAUUCACAGUAAUUUACAGUUGUGCCGGUCACGGUAGCUGAGCGGUCUAAGGCAUGUACUGUCUUCGCACGCUUGGAAAACCAGGAUCAUGGGUU